This is a messenger RNA of Suillus clintonianus, 1350 nucleotides long. RefSeq names its product WD40-repeat-containing domain protein. Bases 1 to 1350 code for a protein of 449 amino acids. The record is from RefSeq and is a predicted model, not a curated record. The transcript is spliced from 7 exons. Gene Ontology annotation, molecular function: protein binding. NCBI's taxonomy places the organism in Eukaryota, Fungi, Basidiomycota, Agaricomycetes, Boletales, Suillaceae.
AUGCUUUUCCUAUCGACCAACGAUUGCAAAGAAUAUCGCCUUGAAGGGUGCCUCCUUGGGCACAAGAACGCAAUUAAUUGCCUAGCGGUCACUCGCAAUGGAAAUAUGCUGGCAAGCGGGGUACCAGGCUCGGACGGCAUGAGGAUCUGGGACCUCAAACGACGAGUGCAGCUCCCAACUCCACGUCAAACGCCAGCCAUCCAAAAUCCGGCCGAUCCGGUGACUUGCGCAUGCUGGAUAACCCGCCAAGAAGCAACACGCGAAACACUAUGCUAUGGCACAGGCCUGGGUUUCAUAGCCAUCUGGCAACAGCAAGGGGAAGGCUUGGAGGACUUUAACGCAAAAAUUAUGUGCCUUACAUAUGACCAUACCGGCGACGAUACUCAUAUUGCAACUGGAACACGCGACAGACGGGUUCAAGUAUGGGCAUUCGACUUCAAAGGACCAUUGAUACCGAUCUUCAGUGUUGAACUCUCCACUACGAUUCCGCGCACUGUCAAUUUCAAUCGAACACCGGGCAGAAACUUGUGCACGUCCAUGUCCAUACAUAUCAGCAGAGGUUUAAUGAUAGUUUUAGCCAUACUGCUUCGGGGCUCAGACGGCACUGUCAUCGCUACAAAUAAGGCUGGACCGAUGAUCGGGCACGCUGCCGUGGACGCCCCUCAAACACUGUUCCUAAUCGACAAUGUGAUGAACGGAUUUAGCUUGCAUCAAUUGGAAGACGGAGCGUGCCUACGUACCUAUAAUACCAAUCCAGUGAAGACAUUUCCGAAGCAGGUUGUUUUUGGGGAACAGGCCACCCUUGUUGUUGGAGGUAGUGACACAGGGGCGAUUCAUAUUUUUGACAAGAAUGAAGGCAGAGUUAAGCAAGUCCUGCAACACGCAGACAGGGGGCGAGUACAAACCGUAAUGACGUACAAUAGCACACACCACAGCCUGAUUUUUGGAGCAACAUCUACCAAUGACUCAGAGCCGACAAUCUCCAUCUGGUGUCGCAAACGUACGAUAUCACCAAGUGACCGUCCUCUGGGGACGGCGAUCAAGAAUUUUGUGCGUGGAAUAGUCCAGCUAGCUAUCGCAAUGGCGAUCAUGGCAUAUGUGAUUGGACAAACAUCGGGGAUCACAUUGCUGGGAAAUGCCUGGCAAGAGUAUUCAAAGCCGAGGGCUCAAACGGAUGAGCUAAUGAAUGCUGACAUCCGUUCCUUAGUAGAACAGUACAUUGAGGCGCAGAGGGGUGAAGAACUUGAGAGAGCGCGAAGCUCGGGAAUGAACAGAAGACAUGACGGACGAUCGAAGCUCGUAAAGCCGCAAGAAGAUAUGCUACAUGCGGUCAUUCUUCUCGGAAAUUGA